GUGUAUGUAUCUGUAUGGCCCAGCAAGUAACAGGAACACGAUACAGUACGUCAUCCAUGAAUCAACAUGGCUACUGCGAGUGAUCGCAGCAGGACGGCCGCUCAAAUGAAGGAAGAGAAAAAAGAUGGGAACGAAAAGGAGAAUAUUUGGGCUUCUGUUUUGAGUGAAGUGCAGCUCAAGGGAACCAACAAAUUAUCUCCAAAUCAGCAAGUAGUUGUCAUUGGUGAUAGAGAAUCAGGCAAAACCACACUUGUUGCAAAGUUGCAGGGCAAUGUUGAUCCCAAAAAAGGGUCUGGUCUAGAAUAUGCAUACAUUGACGUCAGAGAUGAGUACCGAGAUGAUCACACCCAUUUGGCUGUUUGGCUGCUGGACGGCGAUGCGAGCCAUGCUCACCUGCUUCGUUAUGCGUUAACAGAGGAAACCUAUUCCUCGACCCUAUUGAUGUUGACAGUUUCGAUGACGACUCCAUGGGCGAUGCUAGAUCAGUUACAUGAAUGGGCGUCCCUGUUACAAGACCACAUAGACAAGCUCCCCUUUUCGGCCGAAGCCAUCAGGGAAUACCAGCACAAAUAUGUCCGACGAUGGCAGGAAUACGUGGAACCGGGCGACGAAUUAGAAACGGCUCAGCUGCGACGGACAUCUAGACAUGUAGAUGGAGAAGAGGAAGGCAUGGAUCACCUGCUUCCCCUUCCCGAAGGAGUCCUUACGCGCAAUCUCGGCCUGGAUAUUGUCGUUGUUGUCACAAAGACGGACUAUAUGGCGACUCUAGAGAAAGAUCUGGACUACAAAGAGGAGCAUUUCGACUUUAUCCAACAACACUUGCGCAAGUUUUGCUUGCAAUAUGGCGCUGCGCUGUUUUAUACGUCAGUGAAGGAGGAUAAGAACUGCGAUUUGCUCUACAAAUACCUCGUGCACAGAAUAUAUGGAUUAGUGUUCCCAACUCCUGCCUUGGUAGUUGAAAAGGACGCAGUUUUCAUUCCUGCCGGAUGGGAUAACGAUAAGAAAAUUGCAAUCCUCUAUGAGAAUCUGCAGUCCAUGAAGCCGGAUGAUGACUAUUCGGAUGUCAUCAAUCGGCCUACAACACGUAAACCGGCCCCCCGCGAGGCUGAGCUUCAUGCCGAAGAUGAACAGAACUUUCUUUCUCGUCUGUUGCAACAACUGCAGCAGCAACAGCCAGCUCCUGUUGGCAUCUCCGGUGCAGUCAACGGUUCAACAGCUUCGCCUACACCAGCUGGAACAGGUGUCAAUUCCCCUUCUGCUGGAACCCCUAUCCGAGGGGUUCAAGUCCAAAAGCCUGUUGAUCGUCGUAGUUCCUCUUCGGCCAUUCCUAAUCAAAUGGAUCCCAUAAAGACUGGAAUCACUGGCACAUCCGAAGGUGUAUUGGCCAACUUCUUCAAUUCGCUGUUGAAGAAGUCAUCGUCAACAGCCCCACCGGCUGGCAUGCUUCAAACUGGAGAUCGAGUCAGCGUGUCCAAUUCUGGCGCUCCUGCUUCGGGAAAUGAAGGUUCUCCCGUUCCCGGCUCUCCGGACAAACUGAAUUUGGUGAGUCGGCCGGGAGAAGUGGCCGCCGAGCUUGACCGGUUGGCUCAGUCUGCCUCUUCCAGGCUCAAUCCAAUACCACCAGUGCCCGUCUCGACCAAUGUGGAUAACUCCUCAUCCGAAUGCUGAUCUUGUUUACCUGCACCACACCUUUUCGUUUCCCUCCCUCACCCAAGACUCUCAAAUCGGCGUAAUUGUUUAUCCCUUUUCCUAGAUUUUUCUAAUUUAAUUCAAGUCGCGAUAUAUUGGAUUUGAUGUACUGGGUUGAUUUUUUUUUCUUCCAGUCCUGCUCUUGUAUUGUUCAUUUUUUUUUAUUACGUGCCUACAAGCCGGUCGUAAUGCUAAAGGAAAACCCAGACGCGAGCUAAGGGAGAGGUUAAAAUUAAUUAAUUUAAUGAUUCUGCAGCUUAUUCUAUUCAACAUUUCUGUAAAUAACCAGAAUGAAAACAUCAACAUGUCCUCAGUCCUUUGA
Molecule: messenger RNA, 2011 nt
Organism: Daphnia carinata
Lineage: Eukaryota; Metazoa; Arthropoda; Branchiopoda; Diplostraca; Daphniidae
Gene: Dlic
Product: cytoplasmic dynein 1 light intermediate chain 2-like
Exons: 9
Coding region: 67-1668 (533 amino acids)
Biological process (GO): microtubule cytoskeleton organization; microtubule-based movement
Cellular component (GO): cytoplasmic dynein complex; centrosome
Molecular function (GO): dynein heavy chain binding
Source: RefSeq, a predicted model, not a curated record